Stylonychia lemnae is the source of this 363-nucleotide messenger RNA. The record is from the annotation of a GenBank genome assembly. NCBI's taxonomy places the organism in Eukaryota, Ciliophora, Spirotrichea, Sporadotrichida, Oxytrichidae.
AUGAGAUAAAAAUAUCCCGAAUUCAUCAAGAUCCAUUUAAUAGUCUUCCUUAGACUCUAUCUAUGUUAUGAUGUAGUUAUAUUCCUCAUAGAGAUUCUAGAUGGUUGGCAUGAAUUUGAAUAGUUCUAAUAAUUUUAAGAUGGUCAAAUCAUUUUACUCUAAGUGAUAUUAUUGGGCAAAUUGUCUAAAGCAUUUUCCUAAAUAGGUUACAUCACUGGUUUGUGCUUCUCAAAUAUUGUUCCGAUAGAUUACCCCCCAAAAGAAGGUCAAACAUUGUUGCCUAAGUCGUCCAGUCUAGACUUCCUUCUAGUCGCUCCUAAACUUUAUCUCUAUGAAUUGGAAAAUGUAGAGUUUUUGCUUUGA